Messenger RNA from Cryptococcus deneoformans JEC21, 1405 nucleotides. RefSeq names its product calcium-binding protein, putative. The record is from RefSeq and is a predicted model, not a curated record. Gene Ontology annotation, molecular function: calcium ion binding. The coding region runs from base 65 to 1168 and encodes 367 amino acids. Lineage: Eukaryota; Fungi; Basidiomycota; Tremellomycetes; Tremellales; Cryptococcaceae. The transcript has 7 exons.
UCCGACUUCGCACUUAUACGUACAAUACGUAUACAUCUACUUUUCCUCAGCCAUUUUCAACAGCAUGCCUCAGUAUAUCAGUGCUCCCAACCCGUACGGCAGUGUCAGUGCCGAAGCAAGAAGACGGUACGAAGAGCGAUACGCGAAAAAGAGGGCAGAAGAAGCAGCCAAAGCUCGAGCGGAGGCUGAAGCCGCGAACCAGCCCGAACAACCUCUGCAGCCAGUACAACAGCAACAGUCUCCUGCUCCCCCUCCUACUCUCCAGCCUGGAUACAACCAGCAAUAUACGAAUGGAUCUUCACAACAGCACCCUGGUCAUCCGCACCAGCCGCAGCAAGCUUACAGUGGUCCUCAACAUCUUCAUCAGAAUUAUGCUCGAACUCCGCAGCAAGUGACUCAAAACGACCCAUCUGUACAACCUCAAGCAUACCAUCUAGCGCAAUCUUCGACCCCCCCGCAACAGCAGCAGCAGCAACAAUGGAAUAAUCCGACGCCUCAGGCUCAGGGGUUAGCUUUGGGACAUCCGUCUCAAUCCCAACUACCAUUUCAGCAACAGCAACCUGAACAACAUCCUCAGCAACAACAACAGUGGCAACAAGCUCAUCAGCACUCUGUGUCACCCCCUGCUUCAGCAGAGGACCAAGAACUCCAGAACAUGUUCCGCCAGUUUGAUAGCUCUCAAAGUGGUCAAUUACAUGCAUAUGAUCUGCAACGACUGCUUGCAAAGGAUGCGAGGAUGGAAGCGAGAGAAGACGCCGUCAAAAUGUUGAUGAACAUCUUCGACACCGACCGCAGCGGGAGCAUCAAUUUCCAAGAAUUCGAAGGACUUUAUCGCUAUAUUCAAGACUGGCAUGGUAUAUUCCGCCGUUUUGACCGCGACAACUCAGGCCUCAUCGACCGCCUGGAACUGUCUAAUGCCUUACAAGGUUUCGGCUUUUCCCUUCCUCCCGAACUGGUCGCCAAGCUCGUGAAAAGGUUUACCCCACCAUCAACUCUUGGACAGACAGUCGCGGCGCGUCCGGGGAUUAGUUUUGAUAGGUUCUUGUUGGCUUGUGUGACAGUCAAGCAUUAUACUGAGGCAUUCAGACGACUUGAUCCUGAAAAUACAGGAUUUAUCACUGUUGCCUACAACGACUAUAUGGAUAUCGUCCUCGAUGCGCCCAGCUAAACACCCUUCAAUCUAUCUCGUCUUGUACCUUUCCCCCCAUUUCCCCUCGAACGCGAUACCGUCUCACCAUUACCCUCCGUCGUAUCUUGUCAUGUCCAAUACUGUUUUUAUAUGAUUAAAGGACCGAGAGAAUCCAACAUUGCAUUAUUAAGGAGGGAAAAUGAUUAUGAUAGGACUUUUGCUAUCUUGGCAUGAACGACUAUAUUGCAACGACAGAUGCUGUGACUAUCUAUUGAC